GAUUAUCCAUGUCUAACCACUGAAGAGAGAAAAAUCCCUUCCAACACACUCUUUUUCUACUUUUCUCCUUUUUUUUCUCCUAAUAUUCCACCCACUUUCCUUUUCAACAGAAAAUAAAAAGUGUAUAUUCUGAAGUUUUGCCUUUGAAGGUAUUGAAAAAUAUGGGAUAUUAGAGCAGCAUCACAAAAGCAUAGUGGAAUUUCAUACCAAAGGUUUUAGUAAUAAAUAAGAUUAAUAAUGGGUAGUGAAAACAAAGAAGAGGAAAAUCAAGAGAAUCUUGUUCAACAGAAGAAGAAGAGUUCAUUAAGGAGUAAAGCAGCACACUUUGUAUCAGAUGUUGCCACUGUUAUUCUCAACCCCAUUUCUGAUAAACCCUUAAAGCCUCGUCCCCCUCCUGUACCCGAAGAUGAAUCUGAUUCAGAGGGAAGUAAGCAUGAGUCAUAUGCAGAGGAAGAUUCCAAGGAUUUAGUUGAUGGUCCUGAUACAUCUUCUUUCACCGCAUUUCUAUAUUCUCUGCUGUCGACCUCAGGAUCUGUGAGUAAGUCUAACAUUAGUGGCAAGCAAGACGAGUCAACACCUGAACCUAUAAUGAAGGAACCUAGCAGAAGAAAAAGUAUACUUUCCAGGGGUAAACAGUCCCUUGGUAGAGCGUUUCACGGAGUCGCUAGACUAGGCGGCUUUAGAAAUCAGGGUUCUGCAAAGGGCAGUUCUGAGAUGGUGUUUGAUGAUGGAAGUAAUUCCAAAGUUGCUGGAGAUGAUCAGAUACCCUUGGAAGAUAUGAAUCAGAAACUUCCUCAGAACAAUCUUCCGGAAACUUCCGAGCCGUCAAUGCUCCUCUCUGAGAAGGCUAGAAGCGCUCUUUAUGCUGCAUUGCCAGUGCUUGUGCAGGACAGGAAGUGGGUCUUGUUAUACAGUACAUGGAGGAAUGGAAUAUCACUCUCAACGUUAUAUAGGAGAAGCCUACUCUGGCAUGGCAUCAGUCUGCUGGUUGUGGGGGAUCACAACGGUGCUGUAUUUGGUGGCCUAGUUGAUGCACCAUUAAGGGCAACUACUAAGAGAAGAUAUCAGGGUACAAAUAAUUCAUUUGUUUUCUCAAAUGUAUCUGGCCAACCUGUUAUAUUUCGACCCACAGGUGUCAAUCGCUAUUUCACUGUCUGCUCCACGGAGUAUUUAGCUUUGGGAGGUGGUGGUCAUUUUGCUCUCUACUUAGAUGGGGAUCUGCUAACAGGUUCAAGUGCAACAUCAGAAACUUAUGGAAAUUCUUGUUUGGCACACACUGAAGACUUUGAAGUUAAGGAAGUUGAGUUAUGGGGCUUUGUAUAUGCUUCCAAGUACGAAGAGAUGGUUUCCCUUUUGCGAACGGAGGCACCUGGAAUUUGCCGCUGGUAAUUACCGCUUUUCAGAUGCUUCCCUUCCAGUCUAAAUGAUCGUGUCUGUUGGAUGCCCGUGCUUGAGCACCAUGUGGAAUGCAGGAUAGUUUUUGUACAUAUUUUGUCACAUGUUAAGCAACAAUGUUACACUUGUAUAGAUGUGUUCCCUUACAUGUAUAGCGAACAAGUUUGAUAAAAUGCUCCUUUCUUCUUAUUUGCUUUGGCAAAUGAGAAUGAAUGUGAGAGCCAACUAAAAAUAUUCCUUAAACUUUUCUCCAGUGACUGAGGCUAAUGUGCGAAGCCAUGAUUUGAAGUUUAUGGGCUUGAGAUUCUAGUUCUUUUAAGUUAUGGGUUCCAAACUAAUAUUGUGUACAUAUUCAAUGAAUUUCUUAAGAGAAAUACAGGGUUUGGACCAAAGUUACUGGUUA
This is a messenger RNA of Nicotiana attenuata, 1798 nucleotides long. Its product is annotated as oxidation resistance protein 1. Bases 238 to 1389 code for a protein of 383 amino acids. The transcript is spliced from 8 exons. Lineage: Eukaryota; Viridiplantae; Streptophyta; Magnoliopsida; Solanales; Solanaceae. The record is from RefSeq and is a predicted model, not a curated record.